CCCCAACUGCGGGGUGCUGGAGGGCGCAUGGAGCCGGAGGGGGAGCGGGGUGGGGAGCCCCAGACGGACCCCCGGCCCAGAACGCUCCCACGGGGCCAGGAGAGACCGAGCCCCAGAGAGGAGCGGGAGGGCCCCGUGGAGGGCAGAGACACGCGGCUGAGGGUGGUGCUAAGGGUCCGACCACUGACCUGUACGGAGACGCGGCGAGGUGACCGGCGGGUUGUGCAUAGCCUCGGUGACGGUGCGGUCCACGUGAGCGCAGCCAGGCACGAUGCCACCUUUGGGUUCAGCGCCGUGUUCGACGCCGGCGCCUCACAGGAGGCUGUGUUCGAAGGCAGCGGGAUGAGGCAGCUGGUGGAGCUGGCGAUAGAUGGCUUCUCCUGCACCGUCUUUGCCUUCGGGCAGACAGGUUCGGGGAAGACCUACACCCUGAUGGGACCCCUCACCCAGAGUGAGACCCAGCCGGCGUCCCCGGCCCUGCUGGGGCUGAUGCAGAGGUCCUUCGCCUGCCUCCUGGAGCAGAGCCGGAGCCGUGGCUCAGACCUGGCUCUCAGUGCUUCCUACCUCGAGAUCUACAACGAGCAGGUCCGGGACCUGCUGAGCCCGGGGCCGCCGUGCGCUCUGCCCCUGCGGUGGAGCAAAACCCGCGGCUUCUACGUGGAGAACCAGCUCAGUGUGGACUUCGAGAGCCUGGAGGCCAUUGUCAGCCUGCUCCUGCAAGGAUCCCAGAGGAGACGGACCUCAGCGCAUGCCCUCAACAGGCACUCGAGCCGCAGCCAUGCUCUUCUGACCAUCCACAUCCACAGCCGGGCUCCCAGCACCUGCCCCAGCAAGCAGGGCACACUGUGCUUCGUGGACCUGGCCGGCAGCGAGCGGGUGAAGGAGACCGGCUCCAGCGGGGAGCUCUCCGUGGAGGCCAACAGCAUCAACCGCAGCCUCCUGGCACUGGGACAUUGCAUCUCUCUGUUGGCCAAACCCCGAGGGAAAUGGACACACAUCCCAUACCGGGACAGCAAGCUCACCCAGCUGCUGGCCCACUCCCUGGGUGGCUCGGGCAUCACCCUAAUGGUCGCCUGCAUCUCUCCAUCCUCACGCUGCCUCUCAGAGACACUAAGUACGCUGCACUAUGCCAGCCGGGCUGGGAGGGUCACCACCAGACCCCUGGCCAACAGGGUGUCCCGGGAGAAGCUGCUGCAAACCUUGGAGGAAGAAAUCCAUGCCCUAAAGCUGGAAAACCUCUCCCUGCGCCAGCAGCUGUGCCUACCCAGGGUGCCAGUGAGGCGCACAGAGGUCCCAGGGAACCCUCCAAAAGCUUGCCUGAGCUGGGGAGACAGGUACGGCCCUGCAGGGCUGCAUCACCUCCCUCUUGAAAGGCAGCUCCCUUCGGAGGGAACGCCAGCCUGGCCCAGCCUCUACGGUCUCCUGCGGAAUUUCGUGGUGGAGAAUGAGCACAUGAGGCAGCCCCGGUUGUCUCCAGACCCCAGUGGUGACAUCCCAGAUGGCCCUUCCCACAGAGCCACCCGCAGCUCCUGUGACAGCCAGCCCCUGCUCCGGAGUGCCCACGCCCCCCAAAUUUCCCCUGGCCACUCCACAAGGCUCCGGCAGCCCAACACAACAUCUGCCUCCAUCCCCCGGCUGCCGAAGCUGCCUCCUGCCUCCAGCCGCUCCAGCUGCCCAGGGUGCCCACAGUGCUGUCCCGGGCCAGCUGAUGCUACUGUGUCCCAGGUACUGCCAGUGCCCCCCGUGCCGCAGCCGUCUCCCCGCGAGGGAAGUGCUGGUGUUCUGCCCCUCAGACAGGAGGACACAGCUCUGCCUGACUCCCAUCAGCUCCACAGGCACCCCCAGCCACACCAGGGAAAGCGGAGCCAGGGCAGAAGCAGGAGCUUGUCUCAGCAGCACCCAUUGCUUCAGGAGCUCCCAGGCCCAGAGCACGGUCCCAGCCCCGAGGGAAGGGUCAUCCCUUCAGCACCACCAUGGCCAGGAUUGCCAGAGCCCAGAGUGGGAAGAGGCACUGGACUGGCUGGCGGAGCAGAUCUGAGCAGCCACAGUCACACCGUGGAUGGGGCCAGCAGCAGGGAUCUGGCACGGGCUGGGGGGACAACCACAGCCCUUGGGGACACAGGGAUCUGGGACUACAAGGAUCACGCAGACCCGUUGGAUGGACAUACACACAGGGCUCUCCAGCCUGCACGGCACUCACAGUUUAUUUCUGUCUAGCUGGGGCUGUGCUGCCGGCGGCUCCGGGGAUCCCCCUCAGGUGCUCUCCUCCCCGGGCUGCGGGCAGUCCAGCCAGUACUGGGCGAUGGAGCGGGGAUAGCGCGGCUGCACCAGGUCCACGCGCUUGGUGCGCAGGUUGACGCGGUAGUACUUGUCUGGGAGGAAGGGGAGAUGGCUGUCAGGACUGCUCUUGGCUGUGGGGAGCUGCCAGCCCUCACUGCCAGCCCUGGGCACCUUCCCACUGUGUCCCAGUGCUUGGGGAUGUCACAGAGAGAAAGGAGCCCUCCCCCUGCCCUGGCAGCCCCAGUGCCACAUCAUUCCCAGAUUCUGCCAUGCCAGACUCACCUCCUACAAAGAAGUAGACACUCUGGAGCGUGUUGCACUUGGAGCCUGACAGCCCAUCGCUUUCGACACCCGCGGAGUCAGAGUCGUUUUGCAGCCAGCCAAACAAUCCCAAAUUCAGGGACCGCUGGCUGUUGUACCUCUUGCGCUGGCGGCGAGACUUCCUCCUCCGGGGCUGGUGGGAGGCCACGUAGAUCCUGCCGGCCAUGGCAGCAUCCAGCGGGCUGGGCACCCCUCGCCAGUCCCUGCUGAUGUACCGUGGGCCACUUGCCCCAGCUGGAAAAAGAGCAGGGGGUGAGUAAGAGAAGCAGCAGUGUAUGGGGUGAGCUGAGCCCAGCUCCAUGGAAAACUCCCAGUGCCUGCUCAGAGACCCACAGGAAUGCUCCAAAGGAUCCCCGUCUGGAAGGAUGUGUGGUGGGGAAACAGGCCAGACAGAGGUGGGAGCAGCCCCCAACCCCACUCUUGGCUGGGAUCAACCCUGUGCUGCUGAGCCCCCUUCUCUCCAUUUUUCAUUCCCCUUUCCCAGACCUGGGGCUUCCUGUGGCAUCCUCAGUUCCAGUGACAAUAAACAGUCCCCAGCAGUGAU
Molecule: messenger RNA, 3145 nt
Organism: Corapipo altera (White-ruffed manakin)
Lineage: Eukaryota; Metazoa; Chordata; Aves; Passeriformes; Pipridae
Gene: KIF12
Product: kinesin family member 12
Exons: 17
Coding region: 28-2217 (729 amino acids)
Biological process (GO): microtubule-based movement
Molecular function (GO): ATP binding; microtubule motor activity; microtubule binding
Source: RefSeq, a predicted model, not a curated record